AUGAGCCCGUUUCUGACCAACAUUACCAACCUCACAGAAGAGAAAAGCAAGAUACUUAACAAGAUUACCAACCUCACAGAAGAGAAAAGCAAGAUGCUUAACAAGAUUACCAACCUCACAGAAGAGAAAAGCAAGAUGCUUAACAAGAUUACCAACCUCACAGAAGAGAAAAGCAAGAUACUUAACAAGAUUACCAACCUCACAGAAGAGAAAAGCAAGAUGCUUAACAAGAUUACCAACCUCACAGAAGAGAAAAGCAAGAUGCUUAACAAGAUUACCAACCUCACAGAAGAGAAAAGCAAGAUGCUUAACAAGAUUACCAACCUCACAGAAGAGAAAAGCAAGAUGCUUAACAAGAAUACCAACCUCACAGAAGAGAAAAGCAAGAUACUUAACAAGAUUACCAACCUCACAGAAGAGAAAAGCAAGAUGCUUAACAAGAUUACCAACCUCACAGAAGAGAAAAGCAAGAUACUUAACAAGAUUACCAACCUCACAGAAGAGAAAAACAAGAUGCUUAACAAGAUUACCAACCUCACAGAAGAGAAAAGCAAGAUGCUUAACAAGAUUACCAACCUCACAGAAGAGAAAAGCAAGAUGCUUAACAAGAUUACCAACCUCACAGAAGAAAGAAACAAGAUACUGACCAACAUUACCAAUCUCACAAAAGAGAGAGACCAGCUACAGGAGAAAAAUAAGGAUGGAUGGUUUUACUAUCAGUCCAGUUUUUACUUCAUUUCCUCUGAAGAGAAGAGCUGGUCUGAGAGCAGAAGAUACUGUUCAGACAGAGGAGCGGAUCUCAUCAUUGUAAACAACAGUGAAGAACAAGAUAUUCUUAAUAAAUUGUCUGGUCGUAUUGCUGUCUGGAUUGGUCUGACUGGCAGUGGUAAAAAUAGGAGUUGGACGUGGAUCGAUGGCACCAACAUGACCACUGGGCUCUGGAGUCAUGGAGAACCCAACGAAGCUGGAGGAGAGAUCUGUGCUGUGUCUCGUUCAUCAGAAUGGAACAUUUCACACUCCGAUGAGAAGACCUUUGAUCAUGUUUAA
Danio rerio (zebrafish) is the source of this 1047-nucleotide messenger RNA. The record is from RefSeq and is a predicted model, not a curated record. NCBI's taxonomy places the organism in Eukaryota, Metazoa, Chordata, Actinopteri, Cypriniformes, Danionidae.